GCGGCAGCGCCCUCCCCCGCUGACCGCCCGGCGACAACAGCGCCGGGGGUGACGUCACGGCCGUGCGCACUCUGCGGGUGUAUCGUGGAAACGCGGCAGAAGGCGGGAGCGGGGAGAGCGGACGGCAGGGGCGAGCCUUCGUGAGCCAGGAAACACUUAGUGUCCUACAUGAAUUACGAAAAUCCUCCACCAUAUCCUGGCCCGGGCCCAACUGCCCCUUACCCACCAUAUACUCAACAACCAGCAGGUCCUGGUCCAUAUCCUGCCUAUCAACCGGGGCCUACAGGGCCAUAUCCAGCUGGUCAACCAGGCUACAAUGGUUACCCACCAUAUGGAUGGCAGAAUGCUCCUCCUCCACCUCCAGGACCAGUCUAUGCAGAUGGACCUAAAAAUACAGUGUAUGUUGUGGAAGAGCGGCGAAGAGAUACCUCUGGUGAAAGUGCCUGCCUGACAGCAUGUUGGACUGCAUUGUGCUGCUGCUGCCUUUGGGACAUGCUGACCUGAGUUCCCCGAGAAGCUAACCCUUUCGAUACCUCUCUCUUGGAGUGCUAUGCAGUCUCUUCCUCCUCCUCCUCCUCCUCCUCCUCCUCCUCCUCCUCCUGUCUCUUCUUUUCAGCAGCUUUUUAGUACUGUAAUAAAUGAGAUGCUUUGCCUGAGCAUAACAUGCCUGCCAGAGUCGGAUGCAUGAGGUUGGAUGCAUCCUUUUUGAUUUGAGUGGAGAAUCCCUCCAUCUUUGUUCAUGAUUGUUCUUUAAAUAAUGUACUAUAUUUUGUUUGGCAAAAGCUUUUACUACAAAUUAUGUAUUCAUAAUUUAACCAUUCUUAGAAAUGGAGUAAUAUGCAAUAAUUUAAGGCAACUUUUUAUUUUCUCUUACUUGCUUAAUUUUCUGUUUUAAUAAACUUUGUCCAAUAAAAUAUGACCCAGAAAUCUGUAA
This is a messenger RNA of Python bivittatus (Burmese python), 934 nucleotides long. NCBI's taxonomy places the organism in Eukaryota, Metazoa, Chordata, Lepidosauria, Squamata, Pythonidae. The record is from RefSeq and is a predicted model, not a curated record.